This is a messenger RNA of Funneliformis mosseae, 296 nucleotides long. NCBI's taxonomy places the organism in Eukaryota, Fungi, Glomeromycota, Glomeromycetes, Glomerales, Glomeraceae. The record is from the annotation of a GenBank genome assembly.
AUGGUACUCAUAUGAUUGAUAUUGAUGGCAUGAGAACUAACAUUGAUGGGAAUUUGUAUGUCACAAGACAUGAUGGAAGUCACGUCACCGUGCUUUGCCCUCUAGGCAAACAAUUAAUUUUACUUCUAUUCAAAAUCCUACCAUUUUGGAUUUUGGUGGUAAAGAUGGUAAAACUUUAUUCAUGGUACGAAAGGUUGCGUAGAAACCAUUCAAAUGAUAUAGCUGGCAGAGCGUUUACCGCUUUAAAAUCUCUAAAUGAGAAUUUAAUUAACAUAUUAAUAAAUUUUAUGGGAUAG